Molecule: messenger RNA, 783 nt
Organism: Olea europaea var. sylvestris
Lineage: Eukaryota; Viridiplantae; Streptophyta; Magnoliopsida; Lamiales; Oleaceae
Exons: 2
Coding region: 1-783 (260 amino acids)
Source: RefSeq, a predicted model, not a curated record
AUGGUAAGGAGAUUGAAAUUCCAAAAGCAACCCUUAACAUCAUUGGAGCAGGAAAAGAAGAAAGAUGUCACUGAAGAAAAGAGUGUUCCCAACGAUGAUGGCAUACCUAAGCAUAAGUUUCCACCCCUUUCUGAGUAUAAAUCAGUGCCCCCUUUCUCUCAGGCUUUAGUAGAACCUAGGAAAGAUGAAAAUAAUCAUGAACUUUAUGAAAGUUUUCGCAAGCGUGAGGUAAACAUUCCAUUGUUGGAUGCUAUUAAACUAGUACCUUAUUAUGAUAAGUUCUUGAAGGAAUUGUGUAACACUAUGUUUGAAAAGGCCAUGUUAGACUCAGGAGCUUCUAUUAAUGUCAUGCCAUACUUUGUAUAUGUUUCUUUAAAACUUGGACCUUUGAAUGAAACUGGUGUCAUAAUUCAACUAGUUAAUAAAUCUAAUGCCUAUGCUAAUGGUAUAGUUGAGGAUGUUCUCGUGAAAAUUAAUGAUUUGGUUUUUCCUGCUAACUUCUAUGUGCUUGAUAUGGGAUAUAGUGGUCAAACUAUCCCCAUUUUGCUAGGAAGACCAUUCUUAAGGACAUCCAAAGCUAAAAUAGAUUUUUAUAGUGGCAUGCUUACUAUGGAAUUUGAUGAUAAAAUUAGUGAAUUUAACAUUUAUGACGCCAUGAAACAUUCUGAUGAAAGUAACCCUGUUUAUUCUAGUCAAGUGAUUGAUAAUUUAGAACAAGAAGUUUUAGAACUUGAUGAAAACAAUGCAAUGAAGUUGCCAUUGAUAAGCAUAUUGAGGAUGUGA